Phaeoacremonium minimum UCRPA7 is the source of this 528-nucleotide messenger RNA. RefSeq lists its product as hypothetical. The transcript has a single exon. The record is from RefSeq and is a predicted model, not a curated record. The coding region runs from base 1 to 528 and encodes 175 amino acids. Lineage: Eukaryota; Fungi; Ascomycota; Sordariomycetes; Togniniales; Togniniaceae.
AUGUUUCAGCAGCCGGCUACCGUGGGUCAGCAGUACUGGCCUCCUGGCCAGAUCACCACCACGUCCUUUGCGGCCGGAGGUCGCUACCCUCAGCCCAACCCGGUCAUUGACCCAAGAGUGCCGGCAGCAAACCUGAGCAAUAGCACGGGUGGUGUCGGCUGUGAGCCAGGCUACAACUACUUCUUUCCCGCGGAGCAUACGAAGAUCCAUGUCUUCCGCACUGGAGCCACGCCGCCGUGGCAGCUGCCUCCGAACUUUACCAUCCCCUUUCACGCCCUGCAUGUGCCCACCAAUACUACCAUCGCGGAGCUGCUGAAGGGGUUUGGCGCCAACAAUCCUUCCUCGAAGAAGAACGUCAUCUUCGAAUGCCACCAGGGAGGCAACGGCCGCUGGUAUCGAGGUAUGGUCAUUAGCGGCGACCAGAAGGAUCGGCUGACGACGCCCAUCAAGGAUCUUGGCUGGGACGCGACCCGUACUGGUCUGAGGGGUGGAAAGCCUGUUGUUUACCUGUAUGUCACUAAGGAUUGA